Molecule: messenger RNA, 1452 nt
Organism: Pyricularia oryzae 70-15
Lineage: Eukaryota; Fungi; Ascomycota; Sordariomycetes; Magnaporthales; Pyriculariaceae
Product: vacuolar protein sorting-associated protein 21
Exons: 4
Coding region: 223-939 (238 amino acids)
Molecular function (GO): GTP binding; GTPase activity
Source: RefSeq, a predicted model, not a curated record
CACCGCCCAUCACGUCACCCGCCAAACAAACAGGCUCCCGGUAACGAUUCUAGACUGAACUAAACUUUGCCCUGGCGACAACGAUUCCCAACGCCAUCGCUUUUUGUAUCCAUCCAUCGCAGCCGCGAUCCACGAUUAGCCGAUAAUCUCAAGAAGACACAUCAAAUUUACGACCGCUUGCUUUUCUUACACCGGCGUUCCCGAUCGAGGUGAAUUCCCGCCAUGGCCGACGGAGCCGCCAAACCCAGCAGCAGCGUCAAGCUGGUGCUGCUCGGUGAAGCUGCAGUGGGAAAGUCAUCACUUGUGCUGAGGUUUGUCAACAACGACUUUCAAGAGAACAAGGAGCCGACGAUAGGGGCUGCCUUUCUGACCCAAAAAUGCAACCUGCCGGCCCGGACCAUCAAGUUUGAAAUAUGGGACACGGCGGGACAAGAACGUUUCGCCUCGCUGGCGCCCAUGUACUACCGUAACGCACAGGCCGCUCUCGUUGUUUACGACCUAACGAAGCCGACAUCACUGAUCAAAGCCAAGCACUGGGUCGCCGAGCUGCAGCGCCAAGCAUCGCCGGGCAUCGUGAUUGCGCUCGUCGGCAACAAGCUCGACUUGACGAGCGACGGUGGCGAUGCAUCCGGUGGUGGAGAUGACGAUGGUGAUGCCGAAGGUGCGGGCGACGACUCGGGCGACGCCCGCAAGAUACCGACGGAGGAGGCCAAGGCGUACGCCGAGGAGGAAGGGCUGUUGUUCUUCGAGACCAGUGCUAAGACGGGAUUCAACGUCACCGAGGUCUUUACGGCGAUUGCCAACGCAAUCCCGGAGACGUCGCUCAAGAGCGCGAGGGGCGCUGGUGCCGGUGCCGGUGCAGGUCGCAGUGGCGAGCAGCAGAGCGUCAGCCUAAAUGGCCCACGGGAUGUGGAGGGCAAGGAUGGAUGCGCGUGUUGAUUUGGCGGAGUAGUUUUGUCUUUGCUGCAUGUUUUCGGGAAGUUUUGUUCUUUUUUUCCCCCCCUUGGUUUCUAUUCGGAGCAGGGACUCGGCGGUAGAUACACUGGCAGUUUGUGGUUCAAGGUAGCACCGAGCAAGAGAGUGGACAUGGUGAAAGAUAUGGGUUGUUAUGUGCUACGGUAUGUUAUUUUGCAUUCAUUUAGCAGGUUUGUUUUCAAGAGCUCCCGUUCAUUUUUGAGCGGCGGCCUCAGGGGCUCUAAUUCGAUCGGUGUAUUUUCUGCUGUACCGAGUGGUUUGAACAGAUUCAAUAGGCAAUUUCUGAAGGAAAGAAUGGUACAUAUGACGGCCUUGAAGACAACAGCCGGUUGUUGUCAACCAAUCCAAAUGACCCAAGGGAAUCAUAUCAAGGAACAAACAUGUUAGGUAACACUACAUGAAACGGAUCUAGUCUAGAAUAGAACGUACUGCUGACGGCAGGUCUUUCCCACGAUGCCUGCAAGUAAAUUUUGUCGC